This is a messenger RNA of Manduca sexta (tobacco hornworm), 3498 nucleotides long. Its product is annotated as eEF1A lysine and N-terminal methyltransferase homolog. The record is from RefSeq and is a predicted model, not a curated record. Lineage: Eukaryota; Metazoa; Arthropoda; Insecta; Lepidoptera; Sphingidae. The transcript has 9 exons. Bases 1 to 1983 code for a protein of 660 amino acids.
AUGAAUCUUCUCCCUAAAAGCCACAAAGAAUUCAGUGAAAAAGAUUAUUGGAAUAAAUUUUUCAAGAAACGUGGUAACAAGGCUUUUGAGUGGUACGGCGAGUAUUUAGAGCUAUGCGGUCAGCUCCAUAAAUACAUAAAGCCGAAAGACACAUUACUUGUAACCGGAUGUGGUAAUUCUAGUCUCAGCGCUGAUUUGUAUGAUGUCGGAUACCAGAACAUUACAAACAUAGACGUUUCCGAGAUCGUCAUCAAACAGAUGAAGUCUAUAAACGCGCAGAGAGCGAAUAUGAAGUUUCUUUGCAUGGAUGCGACUAAUAUGACCUUUGGAGAUGAAGAGUUCAAUGUGGUACUGGAUAAAGGUACUCUGGAUGCCAUAAUGCCAGAUAACACAGAAGAAACUAACGCGAUCAUAGACAAGUAUUUCUCGGAAAUUAAAAGAGUAUUGAAGCUUGGAGGCCGGUUUAUUUGUGUGUCGCUACUACAAAGUCAUAUUCUUGCAAAAUUAUUGGCAACAUUCUGUGACAAGUCCUGGAUGUUCCGUGUGGUGCGGUGCCAUGAGGCAGAGCAGAAAAAUGCUGAGGAUGGAGAUGGGGCAACAUUACCGGUGUUUGUGAUUGUGGCCACUAAGUUUAAAGUUAUGCCACAAUUGAUUUUGGAAGUGUGUAUGGCUGGAGAUAAAAUGGUGAGGCUGCAGACUCCUGAGGAGUUGCAGAGUCAUGUGAAGUCAGCACAGGAUGCAGCAUUCAUCACCAAUGGACUGGCUAAGACUAAUCUGGAUGAUGAAAAUGAGGUGUCUCUGGACCUGAUGCUGCCCGGUGAGGACUCGCCGCGGUACACACUGUAUGUCGUCGAUAAGAAGCACUCGCAGAUCAUCAACAAAUAUGCUGUCUUUAUAGUGCCGCAGGGGAGAGAAGCCGAGUGGUUGUUCGGCACGCCGGCGGGCAGACGACAGCUGCAGGACUCGGCGCGGUUCGGGCGGCUCGUGGUGGCCGUGCUGCGGCGAGGACAUCACUUCGACAGUCUCGACGCUGUGAAGGAGGAACUCGCGCAUUCAGCCAAGAUGCUCAUACCGUAUGGGUUUAGUGGGCAGAUCCCGUUCCUGUCGCUAGGCAGUGACGUGGGCCGCCGCGUGAAGAUCCACUCGGGCUCGUCGAAGAUGUCGGGCGAGUUCGUGGUGGAGGAUGUGGACGUGGACGGCGCCACGCACCGCCGGCUCGUGUUCCUCGACAACCAGUUCCUGGUGCAGUCCGAGGCCAAGCUUAAGACUGUAAAAAGGAAGAACAAAACCAAACAAGUGGUGGACUUCGGCCACAUAUCCCUGUACCACUCGUUCAUGUGUGUGGGCGUGCAUCUGUCCCGCGUUCCUGGCCUGUCCAACGUGGCGCUGCUGGGGCUGGGCGGCGGCAGCCUCGCCAUGUUCCUCAGGAAGUGUUACGACGAUGUCAAGGUCACCGCCGUCGACCUUGACCCCGCCAUGCUCGAGGUCGCUAAAGGUUUCUUCGAGCUGAAGACCGAUGAUAGGUUGGUUGUGCAGAUCAAGGAUGGUCUGGAUUUCUUGAAGGAAGAGGCGAGGAGUGGUAACCACUACGAAGCGAUAAUGUUCGAUAUGGACAGCAAGGACCGAACGCUGGGGCUGUCGUGUCCGCCCAAACAGUUCCUCGAUGACUAUGUGCUGGAAGAUGUGAAAACCAUGCUCUCUAAUAAAGGUCAAUUCAUUCUCAACUUAGUAUGUCGCGACACAGAGCUGCAGGCGUCGAUAAUAGAGACUUUGAAGCGACAUUUCAAACACAUAGUCACUGUAAAACUGUUCGAAGAAAUAAACGAGGCAGUGUUCGCGACCAACAGCGAUGAAGUCUACAACAUAGAAGUGUUUGAGACGUGUGUGAAAAGUCUUAACUCUAUGGCGCGGGAGAACAACUUGGUAGAUGUGAAGUGUGUUGAUUUGAAGGACUUUUUGCAAUCCGUUACUAUUGUUUCGUAAAUGGAGUUGUAGUAUUGAGUGAAGAGUGUCGUUUUCAAUAAACUACUAAUGGCUAACUUCGGAUCAGAAUAAGCCAAUCAAAGUAAGUCUUAGCAUGACCAACGAACUACUAUGAUUGGCCCAUUUUCGCUUUAAGACCAAAGGUAGUGAUCUUAACCGUUAAUUUGGUUUUGCCGUAUACUUAAGUUGCUUGAAGAUUAGCAUUUUCUUUUAUAUCUUGAGGAGACAGAUAUAUACACUAUGGUAUAUGUAAGUGGAAGAAGGUUUAGGAUUCCCUGCUAGUGUUAAAAAGCUAUUAGACUUAAAUAAAAAUCGGAUAGAGAAAAGCUAGAUAUCUAGAUAUAUUUAAAAUGAUAGCUGACUGUAGAGGCGAUAGGACGUCUAGGUUUAUAGAAACGGGAUAAAGGAUAGCUCAAGCCUGAAUUACAAUAGGUGUGACCUUUCGUUUCUCAUGUAAUUGUUCGCCAUCUUUGUGUAGAUGUCGAUUUUUGCCUAAUUAUAAACAAAUACUUAUAGCAGAAAUUUUAGUAUUUCUAGAAACUGCCAAAAGUGGUUUGUAAUAUAUUGGGAUUUAUAUUUGAAAUGUAAUUUUUCAUAUCAUUUUUUAUACAGUAUAACUAUAGGGUAAUAAUAUACUAACAAAAUUCAAUGGAGUAAUUCAAAUUUUUAGUUGUUUUUUAUACUUGUAAUUGUGUUUUAAUCUGGAAUCCUGGAAAAGGUCCUAAUGUAUUAAUAAAUUAUAUUUUAUAUUAGCCUAUAGUACAUACUCAAGAUUAAGGUACCUUUCUAUUAGUGAAAGAGUGUUUAAAAUCAGUUCAGUAGUUCCAGCUGUUAGCUCAUACAAACCUACAAACUCACAAACUUUUCCUUUUUAUAUUACGAGACUACACCAUAAUGUAGUCAUAAAAAUUAAAGAGAUACAGUUUACUGAAAUUUAAUUAACAUUUUGAUUCUAUUUUGUCUGCUCUACCGUCGUCACAUUACGUCAGAGGCACACGUCAAGUCACACUGUGUCAGUGUUGUCACGUCACUCUCUUAUCCAUCGCGUUAUAGUAGAGUUCAAAACAACCUCGGGUCGGAUCGACGAAAAGUUUCUCGUUCUUGUUAUUAAGAAUUUUCUAGAUUAAUGUCACUUCUUAUUAAUUAAGAGAGCUUUUAUAAUAUUUUGUAUUUUAACUUAAGUUUUAUGAAAUUAUUAAGCGGUGGAAGCCAUAUAAAAAAGAAGAUCUAGGUCAUAAAAAGAAAUUGUACAAAGUGAAGAAAAGUAAACUACGAAUAUGUACUUAGAAAAAAUUGAAAUUUGUAUUAAAAUUUAAAACCAAAAUGCAAUUUAAAAAUUGAUGUAACAUCAUUGUUAAAUUUAUAUUACUAAAAAAAACUAUUUUUUUUAUAUAUUUAUAAGAAUAAUUUGUUGUCUGUUAGUAUGUUUAUUUACAUUGUCAGUUAAUACUUGUGUGAAUUAUGUUUCGGUAUGUUUGGUAUGUAAUUGCGAGUAAAUAAAAUUAUAUGUUUUUC